UCAUUUUCUUCAAGUAUCAACCAUGGGGGGUGGAAAGACCACUAUCAUGGUACUCAAGGUUGAUCUUCAAUGUUCAAGCUACUACAAAAAGGUCAAAAAUAUUCUCUGUAAAUUCCCUCAAAUUAGAGACCAAGUAUAUGAUGAGAAGGGCAAUACAGUCACAAUCACUGUGGUUUGUUGUAAUCCUGAAAAACUUCGUGACAAAUUGUGUAGUAAAGGAUGUGGUGUAAUCAAGAGCAUUGAAAUCAAAGACCCUCCAAAGCCCAAACCUCCCGAAAAGCCCAAAGAGCCCGAACCUAAGACACCUGAAAAGCCAAAAGAAGUUGAGAAGCCUAAGCCCAAAGAGCCCGAACCUAAGACACUUGAAAAGCCAAAAGAAGUUGAGAAGCCUAAGCCCAAAGUGCCCGAAAAGCCCAAAGAAGUUCCUAAACCUAAACCAGUUGCUCCACCACCAGCACUAGAGCCCGUAAUGCCUAUGCCAAUUCAAGAAUACCCACAACCGCCACACAGAUAUUGUUGUGGACAAUGCUACGAAGGCCAAACGGGGGGCCCAUGUUAUCAAGGGUAUGGAAGACCGAUCCCUCCGCCCCCGAGACAUUGUUGUGGAGAAUGCUACGAAGGCCAAACCGGGGGCCCAUGUUAUCAAGGGUAUGGAAGACCAGUCCCUCCGCCCCCGAGACAUUGCUGUGGACAAUGCUACGAAGGCCAAACUGGGGUCUAUGUUAUCAAGGGUAUGGAAGACCGGUCCCUCCGCCCCAUGUUACGAUAA
This is a messenger RNA of Solanum stenotomum, 769 nucleotides long. RefSeq names its product protein PYRICULARIA ORYZAE RESISTANCE 21-like. Lineage: Eukaryota; Viridiplantae; Streptophyta; Magnoliopsida; Solanales; Solanaceae. The coding region runs from base 23 to 769 and encodes 248 amino acids. The record is from RefSeq and is a predicted model, not a curated record. Gene Ontology annotation, molecular function: metal ion binding. The transcript has 3 exons.